Molecule: messenger RNA, 832 nt
Organism: Choloepus didactylus (southern two-toed sloth)
Lineage: Eukaryota; Metazoa; Chordata; Mammalia; Pilosa; Megalonychidae
Product: translationally-controlled tumor protein-like
Exons: 1
Coding region: 110-628 (172 amino acids)
Cellular component (GO): cytoplasm
Molecular function (GO): calcium ion binding
Source: RefSeq, a predicted model, not a curated record
GCCCGCUCGCCCCUCCCCCCGGUGCCGCUCCGGCCGCUCCGCGCUCGCUCCGAGCUCCGGGCUCCUGCCACGCCAGCGCCGCUGCCGCCGCCUCCCUCCAGCCGCCAUCAUGAUCAUCUACCGGGACCUCAUCAGCCAUGAUGAGAUGUUCUCUGACAUUUACAAGAUCCGGGAGAUCGCGGACGGGCUGUGCCUCGAGGUGGAGGGGAAGAUGGUCAGUAGGACAGAGGGUGGCAUUGAUGACUCGCUCAUUGGUGGAAAUGCCUCUGCUGAAGGCCCCGAGGGUGAAGGUACCGAAAGCACAGUCGUCACCGGUGUUGAUAUUGUCAUGAACCAUCACUUGCAGGAAACUAGCUUCACAAAAGAAGCCUACAAAAAGUAUAUCAAAGAUUACAUGAAAUCAAUCAAAGGCAAACUUGAAGAACAGAGACCAGAAAGAGUAAAACCUUUUAUGACAGGGGCUGCAGAACAAGUCAAGCACAUCCUUGCUAAUUUCAAAAACUACCAGUUCUAUAUUGGUGAAAACAUGAAUCCAGAUGGUAUGGUUGCUCUCCUGGACGACCGUGAGGAUGGUGUGACCCCAUAUAUGAUUUUCUUUAAGGAUGGUUUAGAAAUGGAGAAAUGUUAACAAACUUGGCAAUUCCUUGGAUCUAUCACCUGUCAUCAUAACUGGCUGCUGCUUGUCAUCCACACGAUACCAGGACUUAGACAGAUGGACUGAUGCCAUCUUGAACUCAUUUAUUUUGACCUUGAUUUAUUUGGAGCGGAGGCAUUGUUUUUAAGAAAAACAUGUCAUGUAGGUUGUCUAAAAAUAAAAAUGCAUUUAAACUCA